UCAAGAACUGAAAAGUACGAACCACCAGGUUUUCCACGCCCGAUGCCUCCAAUGGGUCUUUCUCCUGCUUUCGGCCGCUGACAAACCCGCGUUUUGACCGCGAAGAGGUAGUUGAGGGAGAGCGUCGCUCCGUUGCUAAGGGAGGCUUCCUUGCAAGUUGGCUGUGCUUUCUGCUGUUGGCAAUGUGCGCGGCUCCUAAAGAAGCGGUGACAUCAAAAGAUUGCCCAGCCGAGAAGUACCGCAAAAAACGAUGGGUUAAAGCUUUUGAGGCAUGUGAUGAAAACAACAAAGGAUACUUAAACCGAGAAGACUAUAAAGUUGCUAUAGUGAUGCUAUUUGGCUAUAAGCCCUCAAAGGUGGAAGUGGAUUCAGUUAUGGCCUCUGUGAAACAAAAUCCAUUUGGUUUAUCACUUGAAGAAUUUUUAAAUCUUAUGACUACAAAGAAGGUUUUACACUUGUACCAUAGUGAAAUAAGACGGUUAUUCAUGCCUUUUGACAGACAAUGUAAAGGAUUUUUAUCUUUUGAAGAUUUCAAAAAAGCUUUCAGUAUUGUUGCACCAAAGUUACCAGAAAGGAUCAUUGUUGAAGCAUUCAGGGAGGUUGAUCAGGAUUCUGAUGGCCGUAUUAGCUUCAAUGAAUUUGAAUCAGCGAUGAAGUAUGGAGAAGAAAAUUUGUCUCACCUUACCUGAAGUGCAAUUUGUUAUAAAUUUGCAAAAGAACUGCCGUUUCCAAAAGCUGCAAAACGUUUUUUCUUCACGUUAGCAAAUCUACACAGAAUCUGAGGAAACAAAGAAAUCUUGUCCUUUCAAACUUCCAUGACAUGUAUUGAUGUUCUUUAAUUACUUUUUAAAUUUUGGUUUCUCUUCCUCAAUAUUUAUGCAAAAUUAAUUAAUAUAGCUGAUGAACUGUAUGAACAUGGAAAAGGAAAAAAAAACAGUGAAAGACUACUUAAUUAAAUGAAAAACCCACUUUGUUUGAACACUUCAUUCCCAAAGUUCAGUUAUUUCUUUAUAGACUGACCACAAUUUGGACAAACUAAAUCCAAUUUUCCUAUUCUGAGAUCAGUUAAUCUGGAAGUGGGAUUGGUUCUGGGUGUUUUGUAAAAAGGAAACAAUGGGAUUCAGAACAGAGUUCUUGCCUGCAAAAUCUGGACAACCAGUAAGAUAAUAGCAAAGAGAUAAGAAAGCUCUUAGCUACUUGCUAUCUACUGGUCAUCCAGAUUUUGCAGUCCAGAUCUGCUAAUCUUAGCUGUAGCCCUGUGAUGGCAAACCUAUGGCACAUGUGCCAGAGGUGACAUGCAGAGUUUUCUCUGUGGGUAUGUGUGCUGCUCUUCUGGGUUCUGUUGCACGCAUGCGUGCUGGAUAGCUGGUCCGGUGCGCAUGCAUGCCAGACCAGCUGCUGUCUUAAGGGUUCCGCUGUUCUGGCAUGUGCGAUCCAGUUUCGGCACUCGGUACUGAAAAGGUUAGGCAUCACUGCUAUAACCUCUCAGAAGCAACUGUUUGAUUUGGCCAUUGCUAUUUUAAUUGAAAGAAAUGUGAAGAGAAACUGCUUGGCAAUCAACGGGUGGAUGGGUUGGUUGGUUGGUUUUUAUAUUCCACAAGACAACCCUUUUGAUCAUAAUACAAUAAUUACCUUUUCUGUGUCUGGGGAGUUGACUUGAAUUGCUAAAAGAACUACAACAAGUGAAAAAAAGAACCUAGCUCAACCAUGCCUAUAGGUCUAAUGCACUAUGGGCUGAAUCAACAUUGCAUAACAGUAUGAAAAGAAUACCCUGUCCAUGAAUAACCCUGCAGUUAGAAGGCCACCUAAUGCAAAUAUUUGUAUUUUUAAGCAUACUCUGAAUUUUCCAUAAACAAAAGGACACAACACACAAAGUGUGUUGAAUAAACAACAGCCCUGAAGGCAAUACCUCCAAGAAUCAAUGAAUGCAAAACAGCCACCAGCAAGAAAUACCUUGGAUAUGAUAAUAGUGACUGCUUGCUGAAUGUAGCUGUGCAUGUACCCUAUGUGCAUGCUCUUGGCAGUUACUGUUUGAGGACACUUGCUGUGUUUAAAUCUCAACAUUAGAAAUCAAGGGUAUGCAUACUGAGUAUUGUGCACUUUGAACAACCUGAAACUACUGCCAGAACUUUUUUGUAUUUGCAUCAUUUGUGUUAAUAUAGGUAGAAUAUAGGUACAGUAGAACUGCAUUAGCAGAAACAUCUUUAAUGUUCCUUUCAGCACUUGCUUUUCUUUUGAAGGUCACAUAUUAAUCUUCCCACCCAAAUUCAGUCUCUGCACGUGAAUUCACACAAACCCCCUCCAGCAGUAGCUUAUUUCUCAAGCAAGCAGGCAACUGGGCAAUGGAAGGCUGGUUCCCUCUUCCUGGCUAUAUGGACUGCUGUUGGAUAGAUGACUUCAUGCUGCAUGUCCGUAUGUCAUAUGAGUGCAUGUAACUUCAGAGCCUGCACACCCUGUUUGACUUACCUCUAGAUCUCAGUGUUAUGCUUUGUUGGUGUCCGGGAAACAGGUAAUUUGGAAAUAGUACAAGUUCAGAGCAACUGCAUAUUCUUAUUUAUUUUUCACAUUUCUGUACUUCUCAUCUCCCAAUGGUCUUUUGACCAUAUUCUUUUCUUAUAUUAAAAAAAGCGGAUAACUAUACCCCUUGCACUAAGGGUUGCUACGAUAAACCUCUUAGAAUCUUGGUUUGGACUCUCAAGUUUGAUGUUAUGAAUAUCAGCAUUGCCCAUAUGUGAAGGUAUAAUAAAGCAGAACUUGUG
This is a messenger RNA of Thamnophis sirtalis, 2759 nucleotides long. It is a transcript of the gene EFCAB11, whose product is annotated as EF-hand calcium binding domain 11. Gene Ontology annotation, molecular function: calcium ion binding. The record is from RefSeq and is a predicted model, not a curated record. NCBI's taxonomy places the organism in Eukaryota, Metazoa, Chordata, Lepidosauria, Squamata, Natricidae.